Aspergillus sclerotioniger CBS 115572 is the source of this 1335-nucleotide messenger RNA. Its product is annotated as WD40 repeat domain-containing protein. Bases 1 to 1335 code for a protein of 444 amino acids. The transcript has a single exon. Lineage: Eukaryota; Fungi; Ascomycota; Eurotiomycetes; Eurotiales; Aspergillaceae. The record is from RefSeq and is a predicted model, not a curated record. Gene Ontology annotation, molecular function: protein binding.
AUGAAAAAAAAAAAGGCGUCAAAGACUUCCAUUGGAACACACAAUACCCCCGAGUUCCGCAAAGAAAUAGCGCCAGAUACCAUUGUUCAUAACCUGGGUGAAGAGUCCAUAAAAGUGCAGCUUCAGGGUCCGGCUACCGCUCUAGCUCUGAGUCCAGAUGAUAGAUUAAUUGCAGUCGCUGUUGGGGGGGAGAUCCACAUUUAUUAUUGGUCAGGGGCCGCCUCCAAAGGCACCGAAAUAGUGCACAAGCAUUUAGGGACCAUGAAGGAACUUGUAUUUGCGCCGAACUUGACUGUUAGUGGAGGAUAUCUGCUCGUUUCUUCAGCGGAUUGCGUGAAAGUAUGGGAUAUUGAUAAUGAAGGGAGAGUGCUGGAUCCCGCGGGUGGUUUCAGGGUUGACCCUGCCAAGCUGUCGACUGAAGCUGCUGGAGACUUAGUCGCCAAGCUUGUUCAUGAUCAUGGAUUGGAGAAAGAUGAAGAUGCAUGCUUGUCAAUCGAUGGGGAUCUCAGAGAACUUUUGAGCAAAGCUGUUGACAAGCACACCCAUGAACAUCAGAUCGUAUUGAAAGGAAACAUGGCGAUCUUCAGUCCGGAUGGAAAAUUCAUGAUAUGCAUCACCAGGGACAAAAAGUUCGAAAAGCAGGUAGAUCUUGGGCCCUCCCCAAAUAUAAUCACUUGGGAUGACGAAAAAAGGGAGUCUCAACGCGAGCUACCUGGUCAUUCUGGCGGGGUUCGAUGGGCAGCCGUGAGCCCAGAUUCUAAAUCAAUUGCAUCUGUCGAACGCGAUGACAAAGUUCGAAUAUGGAACGCUGCCAGCGGUACAUGUGACUACAUCCUUGAUUUGUCUGGCGAAACGGUUUUGCGUGGUGCUUUAUCACCCAAUCCUAAGCACAUCGCGUUGAUCACCACAACCGGCCUUUUUGUCUAUGAGAUCACGACGGGAAACCACACUAUCCUAUGGAAAUUACCCAACCCUACUAUCACGUUUGUUACUUGGAGUCCGAACGGAAGGCUCAUAGCAACAUUGAGUGCAGACGGGUUCGGUUUGAGAAAUGCUAUCACGGGGGUGCAAAGGAUGCAGCAUCCGGGCCCUGUUUUGAGAAAUAAAGAGAAAUUUCCUAUUCCUUUACACAUGAGCUUUGUUGAUGAAGGGAAGAGGUUCAUGUUCAACUGUCCCAUUGACAUGGCUACCGUGGUUUACGAUUUCAUGUCGCUUGUCAGGCAUAAGUUUCCAAGGGAGAUUUCAGGCACCGUAGGACCAGUUUGCUCCAAAGAUGCCACCGUUUUCCUCAAUAUUGAUAAUGGUCAGACUUUGAGACUCUGGACUUUUGAUUAG